Molecule: messenger RNA, 1357 nt
Organism: Daphnia magna
Lineage: Eukaryota; Metazoa; Arthropoda; Branchiopoda; Diplostraca; Daphniidae
Product: beta-1,4-galactosyltransferase 3
Exons: 4
Coding region: 106-1155 (349 amino acids)
Biological process (GO): glycosphingolipid biosynthetic process; carbohydrate metabolic process
Molecular function (GO): N-acetyl-beta-glucosaminyl-derivative 4-beta-N-acetylgalactosaminyltransferase activity
Source: RefSeq, a predicted model, not a curated record
GGUUUACGAAAUGGAAGUCGUGUUUUCUUAGCUAGCCGUCAAGUUCUUUUCUUUAUCCACUGUAGUAGUUAGCAUUCAACCGCUAGAGCCGGCAGCUGUUCCAACAUGUUGCUGCACAGUCCACCAUAUUUGUUCACUUCAAAAGUCUUUCGUGUCUUAAUCAUAGGAUUUUUACUAAUUACAGUUUCAAUGCAAUACUACAAUCAUCAUAAACCCAAAUUCAAUUGCGUAGAAAUUGUGCCAACUCACGUGAAUGACCCUCAAACUGAAGAUGGCGAUCGGCAAAGCGUCCCACCGUGUCCAACAAUUUCACCCAAGUUGAUUGGCUGGACAAACCUUUCUGCUGAGACGAUGUCGUCUAUUCUAGAAGAAGAUGAAAACGUUGUGGAUCUGCGGAUGAAAGAAGCUGGACUUGAAGCUGGAGGUAAAUACGAGCCGAAAGAAUGCCGAUCGCACCAGCGAGUCGCAAUCAUCGUUCCAGUACGAGACCGCAAAGAGCAUUUGACUGUCUUCUUGCGCUACAUGCAUCCCUUCCUACAGAGAAAGCAAAUGAGCUACGUCAUCAUCGUUGUGGAACAAUCUGAACAUUUGCCAUUCAACCGAGGAAUGCUGAUGAACAUUGGAUUUAAAGAGGUUCAAUUAUUUGAAGAGAAAUACCAAUGUCUCAUUUUGCACGACGUCGACAUGCUUCCGGAACACGACGGCAAUCCGUACGCCUGUCCAGAGGAAGGCAGGCCUCGACAAAUGGCUUUUUCCAUGAACUAUUUUAAGAACUAUACGCCGGUGGGUGAAGGAUUUUUCGGAGCAGUGACGGCAAUAUCGACGGCUGAUUUCCAACGAAUCAAUGGCUUCUCAAAUUCAUUUUGGGGUUGGGGCGGCGAGGAUGAAAAUCUCUAUCAUCGUGUUAUCGCACAAAAGCUCACCGUUGUUAGGCCGUUCGAUGGCCAGCCGUUGCAUUCGGUGCGUUACAUGAUGCAAUCCCAUAAGAGAGCCGUACCCAGCCCGGGCCGCUUCGAUGUCAUGAAGGGAGGUCGAAGUGGAUUCCAGGCCGACGGACUAGUCAACCUGAAAUAUCAAAAACUCGAUUAUCAACUCAAACCACUAUGUACUCACGUCCUUGUCGAUUUGCAACCAUCAAACACGUCAGCUACGUAACCGGUGCGAUGUCAUCAAACGUAUUUUGUCUUUUCACUGUGGGAAAAAAUUGUAAAGAAAACAUAUUCCGUUUAAAAAAUAAACUACACAGACGGGAAUUAACAUUGCUUACAUUACUAAAUUAUACCUUGUAAAUCAGAAAUAACAUUUUACGGUCAUUAGAAAGCAUUGUGCAUUCGACAAUAUAAUUAUCACUGGUCCA